Messenger RNA from Meriones unguiculatus (Mongolian gerbil), 951 nucleotides. Its product is annotated as olfactory receptor 10H2-like. The transcript has a single exon. Lineage: Eukaryota; Metazoa; Chordata; Mammalia; Rodentia; Muridae. Gene Ontology annotation, biological process: G protein-coupled receptor signaling pathway. Gene Ontology annotation, molecular function: olfactory receptor activity; G protein-coupled receptor activity. Gene Ontology annotation, cellular component: membrane. Bases 1 to 951 code for a protein of 316 amino acids. The record is from RefSeq and is a predicted model, not a curated record.
AUGGUAGGAUCAAACUAUACCUCAGUGUCUGAAUUCAUCUUCAUCGGCUUCUCCAACUUCCCACAGCAGCUCAUGCCUGUCUUCUUUGUGGUGAUCCUGCUCAUGUACCUCUUCACGCUGCUAGGAAACCUGCUCAUCAUGGCCACCAUCUGGAUUGAGCGGAACCUCCACACGCCCAUGUACCUCUUCCUGUGUGCUCUCUCCAUCUCUGAGAUCCUCUACACCUUGUCCUUCAUCCCGCGCAUGCUGGCUGACCUGCUCUCCACCCACCACUCCAUCGCCUUCCUGGCCUGUGCCAACCAGAUGUUCUUUUCCUUCAUGUUUGGCUUCACCCACUCCUUGCUGCUCACCAUCAUGGGCUAUGACCGCUAUGUGGCCAUCUGUCACCCACUGCGCUACAAUGUGCUCAUGAGCCCCCGGGGCUGUGCCUGCUUAGUGGCUGGGUCCUGGGCGGGAGGCUCAGCUGUCGGCCUAGUGGUGACAACCUCCAUUUUCUGCCUCCCUUUCUGUGGCCCCAAUCAGAUCCCACAUUUCUUAUGUCAUGUGCCCCCGAUGUUGAAGUUGGCCUGUGGAAGUAACUUGCCAGCUGUGGCUCUGGGUGUGGGGCUGGUGUGCAUCACAGCCCUCCUGGGCUGCUUUCUCCUCAUCCUCCUCUCAUAUGCCUUCAUCGUGGCUACCAUCUUGAAGAUCCCAUCAGCUGAGGGGCGGCACAAGGCCUUCUCCACCUGUGCAUCCCACCUCACAGUGGUGAUUGUGCACUACGGCUUUGCCUCCGUCAUCUACCUCAAGCCCAAGGGCCCCUCCUUUCAGGAAGGUGAUACUCUGAUGGCCACCACCUACACCGUCCUCACCCCCUUCCUCAGCCCCAUCAUCUUCAGUCUGAGGAACAAGGAGCUGAAGAAUGCCAUGAAGAAGGCCUUCCUCAGGAAAUUCUAUUCUUCAAACAACUGA